This is a messenger RNA of Kuraishia capsulata CBS 1993, 1404 nucleotides long. RefSeq lists its product as uncharacterized. Gene Ontology annotation, molecular function: pyruvate dehydrogenase (acetyl-transferring) kinase activity. The record is from RefSeq and is a predicted model, not a curated record. Lineage: Eukaryota; Fungi; Ascomycota; Pichiomycetes; Pichiales; Pichiaceae. Bases 1 to 1404 code for a protein of 467 amino acids. The transcript has a single exon. Gene Ontology annotation, cellular component: mitochondrion. Gene Ontology annotation, biological process: regulation of glucose metabolic process; protein phosphorylation.
AUGUCGCACGGCUGGAAACUCACACAAUCUCUGCGAGAGGAAAUAUACAAAUACGCCAAGUUUCCUCCAACGGGAGUCUCUUUAAGGCAGAUGGUCCAGUUCGGGCCAAAGCCCUCGGCUGGAACAUUAUUCCACGCUUCUCAAUUUGUGGUUGAGGAGUUACCCAUACGAUUGGCUCAUCGUGUGAAAGAGCUUGAGGAGUUACCGAAUGACCUGAAUAAGGUGGAGUCCAUCCAGCUGGUGAGGGAUUGGUACGCUCAAUCAUUCGAGGAGCUGACUUCACUGCCUAAACCGACAAUAGACGAGAGUUUGCGGAAACUGUUGUAUGGAAACGGAAACAACAACCUAUACCACCCUUCUACCAACUCGAACCCGCCAGCCGAAGAUGAAUCGGCCACUUCAACACCGCUACUCUUUGAUGAUGAUGGACUUAUAGUAAGGAAGUCAACAACCCACAAACAGAGUCAGUACAAACAACAGAACCAAUUCCUCACAACGGAGGAUUACAUAGCAACGACAAAGCAGAAAAGAUACUACAUCCCGUGCCCUAUCAAUGAGACUUAUCCUGCCGAAGUGUAUGAGUAUAACCGGGUGGUGACAGAUACUUUGAAGGUGAUCAAGAAAAGACACGAUGCCACGGUAACGACGGUCGCAAAGGGUGUUCAGGAAUGGAAGCACAACACGCACGUAUCGUUGGUGGACACUAAUGUGCAAUCAUUUUUGGACAGGUUCUAUCUUUCGAGAAUCGGAAUCAGAAUGUUGAUUGGCCAGCAAAUUGCUAUCAAUCAGGACCAUUCAACGUUCAAUGACGACUAUGUGGGGGUCAUAUGUUUGAACACAAAUGUCGCCGAAAUCGCACAGGACGCCAUUGAAAGUGCGCGUUUCACGUGCGAGGAACACUACGGUCUAAUGGAGGCACCACAGGUCCAGUUGUAUUGCCCCACAAACCUCAAUUUCAUGUAUGUUCCUGGCCAUUUGGUCCACAUGCUUUUCGAGACAUUGAAGAACUCUUUACGAGCGACGGUGGAACACCAUCUGAAGCAAAACCUUGACAAGGACAUCGAGGAUAUCCAAUUUCCACCUGUGAAGAUAAUUGUCGCCGAAGGAGAGGAGGACAUUACCAUCAAAAUCUCGGACGAGGGCGGUGGAAUUGCCCGAAGUGCCAUGCCUUUGAUAUGGACGUAUCUCUAUACCACAGUGGAGGCUUUGCCAGUGGAAGACCCAUGGGGCGGAAAAACUGACUUUAGGGCUCCUAUGGCCGGCUACGGAUACGGGUUACCAAUCAGUAGACUGUAUGCUCGUUAUUUUGGAGGCGACCUCAAGCUAAUAAGCAUGGAGGGCUAUGGGACAGAUGUUUAUUUACAUUUGAACCGGUUGAGCAGUUCAAGCGAGCCAUUACCGUGA